ACACGAAGAAGAUGGGAAAUUGGGUCCUCACAGGGAUAAAGCCCAGCUACCAGCUGCUCUACCCUCAUCAUCAUCAUCAUUGCACAUGAAGAAAGCAAAUUACCAAUGGCCAAGGGCGCCCGAUCAAUCCUCCUCAUGCACGGUCCCGAAUGCAAUAAGUGGCGAGCCCGGCUCUCGGUGCCAAGAAGGCCCAAUUCUCGAAGCGCUGUAACAUGGACUUGAGAUCCAUCAAUGGCGGUCAGAACAUGGUUUCAGUAUAAUUCGAAUCUUAAUUUAAUGCUCUUCUGUUCAUGUUACGUAAUCUAUUUACAUUAUUUCGUUGAUGAGCGUUAGGAGCUCGUUUGGUUUUCGUUUGAACGGAAGAUUUUUGACGAGAAAAAGGAGCGGUUGAAAGAAGAAAGGAGGAGGGAAAAGAAUGGGCCCGGAGGGGAGUGAGAAGUCCGUCCGAAUCAUAAUUCUCUGACCGCUGCAAAGAAAAUCAUGCAGAAGGGAGCGACGAUCGAUCCAAUCCAUGGGGGUGGGGGUAAUGAUGGCGGCUCUUGCCUUCAACCAAUGCAUUCAUCAUUGCGGAUCUCUUCCUCAUCUACGCCUCUCCCUUCUUCCGCUUCUUCGCUUUUAUAUUAUAAAUACAUUGCCUUCUCCACCUUCUUCUUCUGUUCAUUCAACUCCACCAAGCAGCCGGCACCGGAGGAAGCAGAAUCAUGCUGCAGACGUCGCCUGUUUGCCGGCCGAAACUCCGGCGACCCAAGGUCAAGGCCCACUUUGAGAGGAGACGAAGGAUGAGGAAGAUGAGGGGAGGGAGGUGGGGGUUGCUGCUGCAACUGAGGAACGUGAGGCUGUUGGUGAGGAAUAGGUGCAUCAUGGAGGAGAACGAGCGGCUGAGGCAGAAGGCUCUCCUCCUCAACCAGCAGAACCAGGCCUUGCUUUCUCUCCUCACCAAUCUUAGAUCCUCUCCAGCCUCCUCUCCCAAGCAGCCACUCUCCUGACUCUCUCUUUGUUUAGCUUAGCUUGUCUUAUUCUAAGGAAGAAUUAUAAUAUUUUACUUUGCAUGUCUUA
This is a messenger RNA of Nymphaea colorata (pocket water lily), 1056 nucleotides long. RefSeq names its product protein LITTLE ZIPPER 1-like. The record is from RefSeq and is a predicted model, not a curated record. Bases 702 to 986 code for a protein of 94 amino acids. The transcript is spliced from 2 exons. Lineage: Eukaryota; Viridiplantae; Streptophyta; Magnoliopsida; Nymphaeales; Nymphaeaceae.